Messenger RNA from Tachysurus vachellii, 2536 nucleotides. RefSeq names its product PNKD metallo-beta-lactamase domain containing (gene pnkd). The record is from RefSeq and is a predicted model, not a curated record. Bases 20 to 1108 code for a protein of 362 amino acids. Gene Ontology annotation, cellular component: mitochondrion. Lineage: Eukaryota; Metazoa; Chordata; Actinopteri; Siluriformes; Bagridae. Gene Ontology annotation, molecular function: hydroxyacylglutathione hydrolase activity. The transcript has 9 exons.
CGAGGCCACGCCCAUUAUUAUGGCGCUUCCGGACUGGACCGUGUGUUUACUUGGUGUCGCUGCGUCGAUUUGUGGGGGCUUUUACAUAUACAGACUUCUCAGAAAUCCUGCGAAAACCACAUGGAAAAGAGGUCUUGUUGCGGAAUUGAUGGCGCGCACAGAGAGACCGCUGUUUUGGAUAGCGUAUUCUCUAUACACACGGACCAAACUUGGCUACAUGUUUUACAAACGCCAGAUGAGAAAAGCAAGAGAGAAGUUCCCAAGUGGUCACUCAAGAACUGAGCCUACAAUAGUAAAUGGUAUCAAGAUCAUUCCAUUACCCAUCCUGUCUGACAACUACAGCUAUGUGAUCAUUGACACAGCUUCGGACCUUGCCGUGGUGGUGGACCCUGCCGAUCCUCGCUCUGUCCAGAGUUGUCUGGACGAGGAAGGGGUGACAUUAGAAGCCAUACUUUGCACACACAAACACUGGGACCACAGUGGAGGAAACCGAGCUCUAAAAAGGCACCACAGCUCAUGUAGGGUGUAUGGAAAUGCUAUGGAUAACAUCCCUGGUCUUACACACCCUGUAACAGACAAAGAUGUCAUAGAUGUUGGGACACGGCUACAGUUUAGGGCUUUCUAUACCCCUGGUCAUACUGUGGGGCACAUGAUCUACCUCCUGGAUGGCAGACUUUUUGGUGGUCCCAGCAGCCUCUUCUCAGGAGAUCUGCUCUUCCUCUCAGGUUGUGGGCGAAUGUUUGAAGGAACUGCUUCAACGAUGUUAUCAUCACUGGACACAGUUAGCUCACUGAAUGACGACGCACUGCUCUGGCCUGGGCAUGAGUAUGCUGAAGAUAACCUGCUGUUUGCUGCAGAGGUGGAGCCUGGUAAUGUGGCACGUGAACAGAAGUUACAGUGGGUCUUACAACAACGAGGUCAACAACUGUGCACAAGCCCAUCUACUCUGGAAGAAGAGAAGCAGUACAAUCCAUUUUUGAGGAGCCAUGCUCUGGAUCUUCAUCAAGCUCUGGGCUUGCAGCAGAACCAUGAUGAAGACUGGACUUCUUAUAGGGCUCGGGUUUUAGAGGAGUUACGCAGACGGAAGGACAUUUACAAGGGCCGUUGAACACAUUCCAAUUGGCCCUGUUGUAUUUCUCACGCACAGUGCCUGCUAUUGCUCCAUAAGGAGACCACGCACAGAAAUGUAGACUGUGAAGUAAAAUGUAAAAUACCCUGAUACUAAGAUGUAGAGCAUUAUUGAGAUAGAUGUGAUUAAAUAUAACUAUGUGUGAAGUUUUUUUCAGAUAUUGUAGUGAUUUAGUGAAUAGAGAGGUUUCUAGUCUAACCUAGAUUAGAUUGUAUAUUUAAACUACAUAAACCGUAAACAUUACUAGCUUUGCACAGAACAGACUGGUUUAUUUUUUUUUUAAAUGUCCAAAUGAACAAAUUUAUAUCACUAUUCGGCAUCAUGUAUUAUGUAUAUCUACUUUCAUACUUCUGAAAUUCACAGGCCAUUUCAUUAUGAAUACCUACAGUGAUGUAUACACUUAUUGUUAGGCACAAUUGGUUGGACUCUAGUCUCCAGGCAGUAUGUUCAAAUUGGAAGACUGUUAUAGUGCCAUGUCAUGGUGAUGCACACCUUUUUCCAAAGGUUAUAACAGCUUCCACUCGUCUGGAGUAGCUUUUGACUGGAAAUAAUCGGUAUUCACUGGAAUUGAGGUCAGGGCUCUGAGCAGGUCAAUGGAGUUCCUCCACACCAAGCAUAAACCCACAUGAAAACCAUUUGUGACUGGACUUCAUAUUGUGCACAGUGGCACAGUCAUGAUGGAACAGGAAACAAAAUUGUUUAUAAUGGCUAUUUUUGAUUUAGCAUUAACAUUAACUGCAACUAAUAUUAACAACCUUACUGGAACUAAGGCACCUAGUCUAAACACUGAAAAACAGUCCCAGAAUAUUUUGCUUCCUCCACCAACCUUUACUGUUGGUGCUAUCCAUUCCUGAUAGAGAGACUUCCAGGUAGCGAAGGGUGAAUUGAACAUGUUUCAAUUGUUCCAGAGUACAGUGACUGUGUGCUAUAAGCCACUCUAGAUAACUGGCAUUGUGUAAUAGUGUGUACAGCUGUUUGGCUAUGGAAACCCAUUUCUUGAAGCCCUGGAGCACUUGGAAUUACCUGCCUAUGCUUUUGUUGAUUUUGCAUGCUUCAUUUUCACCAUAACAGCCUUGACAGCUGAUCAGGACAGAUCUAGCAAGGCUGGAAUUUCAUUUACUGACUUGUGAUUAAGGCGUCAUCCUAUGGCAGUGGAUUGUUUAAAGCAAUUUUGUUACAACACAUUUUACUUCCAAUUUUUGAUUUUAUGCACCUGUUAGCAAUAAGUGUUUAAAACACCAAAAAAAAACAAUAAUGAGGUGGGCUUUUGGCUAUAUUGUGUAACUGUAGACCUGCUCCUAUAGGGUAGGUCUUAAAAUGACUGUUUUGUGCAACGCUAACUUAGUACUAUAACCAGUGUAAAAUGAGAUGUACUGUAGUGAUUUUAAUAAUGAGUCUUUUGAACAA